AUGGUUGAGGUUAACGAUGGUCGCCAUUUUAAAAAUCCUUACCAGGAUUAUAUGCCUGGAGACCAGCUUAAAGUGGGAGAUACAAACAUCCCAAACAAAAUUGUCGAACUGUUAAAUGUUCUGAAUUCGAAUUUCGAGAAGUUAUCGUCGUCUGACGUAUCAAUGUACACGGGCUUGUCAGGUGUUGGACUAUUCUACAAUUUCCUAUCACAAUGCAAAUGUGAAUUAUUAGACAGAAAGAUACGUGAAAAUGGUGUUGUGUGUACUGAGAAGUUGUUAAAUCGAUGUCUCCGUCACAUUGACUUAAAAGAGUUGUCUAAAAAUAUCAGUGUUUACACUAGCCCGAUCGGUCCACUGUGUUUAGGUGCUUUAUCAUCAGUCAAGCAUGGAAGUGAGAAUACAGAGGCAAAGAAGUUCGUAGAAGACAUUUUGUCGGCGAGUAAAUAUGGCUUGGAUGUGGACUGUGGGAUGCCUGAUGAAGCGUUAUAUGGACGUACUGGCUAUCUAAAUUGUUUGGUAACACUUCGAGAAAAUAAUUUCGACAUCCCUGUUUCUGUUGUCUCGUCGAUAACCGAUGCUAUAUUGAAGUCUGGUCAGAAAACAGCUGGUGCUUACAAAUCGAAUGGUUUUUAUGAUCGAUUGAUGUAUCAGUCAUCGAAACGAAAUUUGUGCAUGCCACCGUUAAUAUUUGAAUGGUAUAAUGAAUGUUAUCUUGGUGCGGCGCAUGGUUUUGCUGGUAUCUUGACUACUCUACUGAAGGCAUAUCAUUUGUUUCCUGGUAGCAUAUCAUCACAUUCCUUAAAUCAGUUAAUUCUACCUACUGUCGAUUGGAUGAGUCAACUUCAGUUAUCCAACGGAAAUUGGUCUCCUAGUUUAGGUGAUAGCGAAAGUCAUGACAUAUUGGUUCAUUGGUGUCAUGGUGCAACGGGUGUUAUUCCACUUAUGCUCUCAGCUUACAAGAUUACAGGUGAAAAUAAAUAUUUGAAGUGUGCAUUAGAUGGAGGAGAAGCUGUAUGGACUCGUGGUCUACUUCAUAAAGGCUGUGGUCUUUGUCACGGUUCAGCUGGUAGUGGUUUCGCUCUAUUAGAGAUUUAUCAAACAACUCAAGAUCCCAAAUAUUUGUAUAGAGCUAUAAAGUUUGCUGAAUGGUGUACUGACUGUUUUAAAAAUGCUACUCGCGUUGCUGAUCGUCCGUACUCACUUAUGGAAGGUCUUGCUGGGACACUGUACUUCCUUGUUGGUAUUUUGGAUCCAGUUAAUUCGAAGUUUCCUCUACUAAGUGGAUUGUGA
Schistosoma margrebowiei is the source of this 1290-nucleotide messenger RNA. Lineage: Eukaryota; Metazoa; Platyhelminthes; Trematoda; Strigeidida; Schistosomatidae. The record is from the annotation of a GenBank genome assembly.